AUGAGCGAGUCUGCCUUUCAACAGAGAUUGCCGGAGUCUGAAAGGGAUCCUUCAAGAGACCUCCAGUCCGGGAAAGCCGGCGCUCCACCAAGGAAAAAACGACGGCGACAAAUUAAUUCCUGCUCUGAAUGUCGGCGACGAAGGUCUCGCUGUGACCGCAGACUUCCAUGUGGGGAGUGCUCGAAGAAUAAAUGUUCAUGCCAUUACAUAGACGACCUGGAUACGGCCACGACCACCCAGAAGCGGGACACAAGCGCAAAGAAUGCAUCGUUUCCUCCAACAGCCCCGUCAGCGUCACAAGAACUGCCUUUGCCAAACCCUACGAGGCUCGCUGAGACACAGGAAGAUUUAACUGCACGUGUCCACAAACUGGAAUCCCUUUUGAACACCUACUUGCCAGUCCUGAGUCGGUUACAGUCAAGCCAGAAUACCGCCGAUUGUCUAGCCCACAGGCAAUCUCCACACGCCCAACCGCAGAGCGUUCCAGCAAAUACCUGCAUUAUAGCAUCUUCUGCUGAUGUGCCUACUAAGAUUCCCAAGAUAUUCGAGGCAGAAGGCUAUUUAAGAGGGAAGAAUGGGCGUAAGACAGAAUUUGUAUCCAACAGACAUUGGACGGGCUUAAUAUAUCUAUUCCCUGAAAUCUAUUCGCUCCGGAAUGAACCUAGCAGUCAUCCCAUCUGCUACAUGAUCAGUCAAGUAUUCAGGCACAUUCGUGAACGUGGCAAGAAGCAGAAACCUGAACCGUUAUCAUCAGUGGUCCCUUCGCUAUCAAUUGACACUGCGCUUCGUGGCCUUGUGCCUUCGAAGUCACUUGCCAGUACUCUGCUGAAUGUCUACCUUGAGAACUUCGAAAACACACACCGUGUGAUCCAUAUUCCAUCUUUCAAAGAGGAGUUCGAAGCCUUUUGGCGCUCACCAGGGACGUUGAGCCUUUCUUGGAUCGCAAAUUUAGUCAUCAUUCUUCGACUCGGGCUACUUGCGCACCCCGAUCGUGAAAGUAUUUCAAAAGGCGCCUCCCCAGAAUGGCUCCAACGCAUAGAAUCUCAGGGCUUGCAGCUAGCUGAAUUGUUCUCACAUUGCAGAUCAUCAGAGGGCCGACCGUCCCUCGACUAUGUCCAAACCCAAUGCUUGCUAGUCGUGGCUCGCAUAACCGAUGGAUCGAAAGCAACAAUUGCCUGGAAACUAGCGGGACAAUUGGUACAAACCUGCGUUAUAAUGGGGUUUCAUCAGGAGCUAGAGUUAGUCGGCGGUACUAUGUCCAUAUUUGACGCCGAGAUGCGUAGGAGAUUGUGGACAACAGCCUUGGAGUUGUAUAUACAUGUCUCAAGGCAUGCCAGUGUACACGAAUCAUUUCUUCAGGCCCAAUACAAUAUACGCCGCCCAUCAAAUAUCAACGAUCGAGACAUGUCGGCUGGCAUGACACACCUACCAACGCCUGACUUUAGGGUAUCAAUCAGCGAUACAUCCUUCCAGCAUGCACUAUCAGAAUCGUUAGGACUCCGCCUGCGCUUGGUAAGCUCCCACCGCAAUGACCUUGGACAAGCUGAAUUGACAGGAGACCACUGCGCAUCCUGUGGCCUACGCAACCGACUACUUUUGAAAGCGCCAUACGUGCUGUCAAAUGGUCAACCUUUUGAACAAGGCACUUAUGACCAGCGUCAGCAUGUGAUGUUAUGUCUCACUCAUCAAAGUACAUUUCUCCAUUACAAAUUAAUAGAUCUUUUCAAAGACACAGGAUCAGAUCUUCAUUCUAAGGAACUAGUUCUGGACGCUUGUCGCUCGAUUCUCAGACUCUACCAGCACCCUGACCUCUCUCCAGUACAGCGAUAUAUUGUAGGGCGCUGGUAUCGAAACGACAUCCUGACCUCUGUUAUUUGCCUGUGCUUAACGUUGAGGUUGACACAACCUAAUGGUGCAGACAGAUGUGUCGUACCGCUGACUCAAGACCUUUCCCUAGUGCAGCAAAGUUUGAAAUUGGUUGAAGAUACCCUUUAUCUACUCUCAAUGAGACAGGACCAAACCCAAAAUGAGACGGAGGAGCAUGUACUUCUUGUGCUGCUGUUCGCUAUUGUCAAGUCAAAGGGUAUACAGACAGAUAUUCCAGGUCAAUUACAGGAGUGUUUGAGAAGCCUCGGACUUCCGGUCUUGCUGCCACCCGGUGAAAAUUCGUUAGAAGGAACAGGCGAUAGUCUGACCGAGCGACAUGCGCCUUCAGGGCCCAACUUGGAGGCGUUUGCUCCUACGCCCAAAAGCUUUUCAUCUGUGGACAUGGACAUGGUCUUUGAUAUUGAUUCAUUUAUGUCAGAAUUCGCUCUGGACAUUCCGUUCUGA
Aspergillus pseudotamarii is the source of this 2331-nucleotide messenger RNA. Its product is annotated as fungal specific transcription factor domain-containing protein. The record is from RefSeq and is a predicted model, not a curated record. Lineage: Eukaryota; Fungi; Ascomycota; Eurotiomycetes; Eurotiales; Aspergillaceae. The transcript has 5 exons. Gene Ontology annotation, molecular function: zinc ion binding; DNA-binding transcription activator activity, RNA polymerase II-specific; RNA polymerase II cis-regulatory region sequence-specific DNA binding. Bases 1 to 2331 code for a protein of 776 amino acids. Gene Ontology annotation, cellular component: nucleus. Gene Ontology annotation, biological process: regulation of transcription by RNA polymerase II; DNA-templated transcription.